Scleropages formosus (Asian bonytongue) is the source of this 1681-nucleotide messenger RNA. RefSeq names its product electron transfer flavoprotein subunit beta (gene etfb). The record is from RefSeq and is a predicted model, not a curated record. Bases 79 to 843 code for a protein of 254 amino acids. Gene Ontology annotation, cellular component: mitochondrion. Lineage: Eukaryota; Metazoa; Chordata; Actinopteri; Osteoglossiformes; Osteoglossidae. Gene Ontology annotation, biological process: amino acid catabolic process; fatty acid beta-oxidation using acyl-CoA dehydrogenase. The transcript is spliced from 7 exons. Gene Ontology annotation, molecular function: electron transfer activity.
AUUGUGUCCGAUGAUCUCUCCUUGAGUGGAAGUUAAAAUUGUAUUUGUUUUUAGCGGUCUGUCAGCUAGGAGAAGAAAAUGUCUGCGCGGGUUCUUGUCGGUGUGAAGCGGGUCAUUGACUAUGCUGUAAAGAUCCGUGUUAAGCCUGACAACACUGGAGUGGUGACAGAUGGAGUAAAGCACUCCAUGAACCCCUUCUGCGAGAUUGCUGUUGAGGAGGCAGUCAAACUCAAAGAGAAGAAGCUGAUCAAAGAGGUGGUGGCGGUCAGCUGUGGUCCUCAGCAAGCACAGGAAACCAUCCGCACAGCGCUGGCCAUGGGCGCAGACCGCGGUAUUCAUGUGGAGGUGUCAGGGAAGGACUAUGACAACCUGGGCCCCUUGCAGGUGUCAAAGAUCCUAGCAGCUCUGGCUAAGAAGGAGGAGACCAGUCUGAUCAUCCUAGGAAAACAGGCAAUCGAUGAUGACUGUAACCAAACAGGCCAGAUGACUGCUGCUUUGCUGGACUGGCCUCAGGGGACAUUUGCCUCUGAAGUUGUCCUGGAGGGAGACAAGGUGAAGGUGAUCAGAGAGAUUGAUGGAGGCCUUGAGACUGUCAGACUGAAGAUGCCUGCUGUGAUCACUGCAGACCUUCGUCUCAACACCCCCAGAUAUGCUACUCUGCCUAACAUCAUGAAAGCCAAAAAGAAGAAGAUUGAUGUUGUGAAGCCUGGGGAGCUAGGGGUGGACCUGACUUCACACCUGGAGGUGCUACGGGUGGAUGAACCCCCCCAGCGACAGGCAGGGAUGAAAGUGGAGACAGUGGAAGAACUCAUUUCCAGACUCAAGGAAGCCGGAAGGAUGUAAAAGAUUUGAGUACAGGAAUGCACAUAGGAGGGGUGAUGACCAGGUACUGGACAAAGGUGAAGAUGAAAAACAUGACCAGUGAAGCAAGCUGCUGUGGGUGGUUCUCUCCACCUGGCUGGACUGAACCACAUCCCAGUAUGCGCUUGUAUGCACUACUGAUGCCCUCAGUACAUCACUCAUGUGUGUGUUGUUUAAGACUGUAAAGCAGGAGAUUGUCAGCUGGGUGGAACCCAUUUCUCAUACUGUUUUUAAAGUAGCAAAGUUUUAUGUGAUUCAAGCCCUUUUGUAAAUAUUUGUAACAGCUACUUCAUGUGGCUAACUUUCACAGCACUACAAGUAGAACAGUAUCUGCCAGUAUUCUAGCAUCCGUUUAAUAGAACAGUGGUAAACAGUGAGGUUUUAACAGGUAUCCUGUCACUGUUAAUAUUUCCUGUUCACACAGAUAUCCCUUUUAUUUAGAAACUGUAAAGGUGUAUACAUAAGUAUGGCUGAGUUAGUAUACUGUUCUGUUAAUUGGUAGCAUAUCAUUGAUUGUGAUGAACUGCUAAGAAGCUGCAGUCUCUUGGCCAGUAUUUUUCUCAGUACUGAAGGGCAAAAGAAAGAAACUGACCAAGCAAGUCAACUCUUUCACCAUAAGUGCCUAAACUCUAUUGAUUGUACAUGAUUUUACAGUAAUAACAAACUUGAUACUUUUCCACAAUUUAAAUAUGUGGUAAUUGUCAUUCAUCCUGUCUAAAUUAUGGGUUGUCAUCUCUACUGCUGUUGGCCUCUUGUGUAUGCUGGUUUAUAUUCCAACUGAGUUGUCAUUUGUGAACUGUUUAGUGAUUAAAUCAUAAUG